CGAUGUACGAGCGGGUAUAUGUGCGCGUGCGGCGGUGCGCGCGCGAGUGCUCCUGCCGACGCUGCUUCGCCUGCCGCUGGCUGCUCUGCUGCUUCUACUGCCGCUGCGCCUGCCACAAGUCCACGGACUGAUGGAUGCUGUACUGUAUCUAGCGAUCGCACUCGUUGCGCUGCAACAGGUGGCUGGAGAUUGCAAGAAUUGCGUUUCUUUGGGCAAGGAAGAAAAGGCAAUGUUUCGCGCGCACUCCGAAGCGUGUCUCACGGAAUCGCAUGUGGAUCCGAAACUUUUAGAAUCCAUGCUUCGCGGCCAGCUGGUCGACGACCCGGCGCUCAGGAAGCACGUGUAUUGCGUCUUGCUCAAGUGCAAGGUGAUAGGGAAGGACGGCAAGAUGCAGAAGGCGGCGGUGCUGGGCAAGCUGGCGGCGAGGAGCGAUGGACGAAAUGUCACCAAGGUAUUGGAGAGCUGUGCAGACCAACGCGGGGACAACCCAGAAGAUCUAGCGUGGAACCUCUUCCGUUGCGGAUACGACAAGAAAGCAGUCCUUUUCGACUACAUGCCAAUAGCCACAGAUAACGAUAGCACGAGCUAAUGAUGACGAGAUCGUCUAGACACACCUUUAUAACAAUUAAUUUUUUAAACUUAACCAGUGUUGUUUUGAUUCAUUACAUUGUAACUGCUUUUGUUGAGACGUAUUUAAAUAAUUAUUCACUACCUAUUUAUUAAAUAA
Messenger RNA from Zerene cesonia (dogface butterfly), 727 nucleotides. RefSeq lists its product as uncharacterized. Gene Ontology annotation, biological process: sensory perception of smell. Lineage: Eukaryota; Metazoa; Arthropoda; Insecta; Lepidoptera; Pieridae. The transcript is spliced from 4 exons. The record is from RefSeq and is a predicted model, not a curated record. Gene Ontology annotation, molecular function: odorant binding. Bases 131 to 589 code for a protein of 152 amino acids.